This is a messenger RNA of Lotus japonicus, 1008 nucleotides long. RefSeq lists its product as uncharacterized. The coding region runs from base 1 to 1008 and encodes 335 amino acids. NCBI's taxonomy places the organism in Eukaryota, Viridiplantae, Streptophyta, Magnoliopsida, Fabales, Fabaceae. The record is from RefSeq and is a predicted model, not a curated record. The transcript has a single exon.
AUGGAGUGUGAGUCAUCGGCAUUCUCUCCCCCUGGAGAAGGCAGCCCAAAGCCGCCGGAUGACGGCAUCCAACCGCAACCGCAGCAAAGCUCUUUCAAGGAUAAACUCAUGGGCGGGGCUACUGCUCCACCACCACAGAAGUAUGUUGAUUUGAUUGACAAUGACAUGAUGAAGGUGAUCUAUGUGAAUGAUAAUCCGCAGCUACCAAAAAUAGUAGUGGAGAGGGAAGUGAUUGAAGGUAUGUGCUCACCAUGGAAAGAUGCACUAGUCAUCUCGCUGCUAGGGAAGAGGCUAGGGUACCGAUUGAUGAAGACGAAGCUAACAAGCCUAUGGCGGCUCUCUGGGGAGUUUGACUUAAUGGACGUGGACAAUGGCUUCUAUAUGGUCAAGUUUGAUAGAGAGGAAGAUAAGGAAAAGGUUAUGGGUGGAGGACCAUGGAUGAUUUUCGACCACUACCUAGCGGUGGCCACUUGGAGCCCGGAGUUUAUAUCUCCUGCAGCAAGAGUCAAGAAAACACUUGCCUGGAUUCGUAUCCCGGGAUUGAAUGUGGCGUUUUACAAUGAAAGUUAUCUGAUGUCCGCAGCCCGGGCUAUAGGCAAACCAGUCAGGCUGGAUAGAGGUACACUACGAGCAGAGAGGGGAAGAUUCGCGAGGAUAUGCGUGGAGCUGGACCUGGACAAGCCAGUGGUUGGAAAAAUUUGCUUAGAAGACUACUGGUAUAAUAUUGAAUAUGAAGGCCUUCAUGUGAUCUGCACUAAGUGUGGCUGCUAUGGCCAUAGGUUCAGAGAAUGUACUACUGAGAUAUCGCCGGCUGCAAGCAAGACACAGAACCAGAGCUUUGGAGGAGAGGCGGAGGCUCAGGGGAAGACGGCGGCGGAGAACGGCCAGGUGGGGUCCAUGGACAACCAUAACAUGGAAAUUACGUUAUCAACGGAAGCAGUAACGACAGGAAACAAAAUUGAAGAGGGAGCAUUAAAGAUGCGAUUCUGGUGGAGAAACCAACAAUAA